Exaiptasia diaphana is the source of this 1963-nucleotide messenger RNA. RefSeq names its product cyclin-T1. The record is from RefSeq and is a predicted model, not a curated record. Gene Ontology annotation, molecular function: cyclin-dependent protein serine/threonine kinase activator activity. The transcript has 10 exons. Gene Ontology annotation, cellular component: cyclin/CDK positive transcription elongation factor complex; nucleus. The coding region runs from base 10 to 1671 and encodes 553 amino acids. Gene Ontology annotation, biological process: positive regulation of DNA-templated transcription, elongation; regulation of transcription by RNA polymerase II. NCBI's taxonomy places the organism in Eukaryota, Metazoa, Cnidaria, Anthozoa, Actiniaria, Aiptasiidae.
GAAGACAAAAUGGCGGCCAUUGGAAUGAAUGAGGAUAAAUGGUACUUUACCAAAGAGCAACUAGAGAAUACCCCUUCAAGAAGAGCUGGAAUACCGGCAGAUAAAGAACUGAGCUACAGGCAACAAGCUGCCACACUAAUACAAGAUAUGGGCCAGCGACUGUCUGUUUCUCAGCUGACUAUAAACACGUCUAUUGUCUAUAUGCAUCGUUUUUAUAUGUUUUAUCCCUUUACCAGAUUUCAUCGCCAUGCUAUGGCCCCUUGUUGUCUAUUUCUCUCAGCCAAAGUUGAAGAACAACCCCGUAAGUUGGAACACGUAAUUAGAGUUGCCCAUGCAUGUUUACAUCGAGGUGCACCACCUUUGGAUACCAAUAGUGAGGAGUAUUUACAGCAAGCUCAAGAUCUUAUUGAAAAUGAAAGUAUUUUACUUCAAUCUUUAGGUUUUGAGGUUACUGUUCAUCAUCCACACACCUAUGUAGUUAAAGCUAUCCAGUUAGUCAGAGCAAGCAAGGACCUUGGUCAAGCAUCCUAUUUCAUGGCUACAAACAGCUUGCACCUAACAACAUUAUGCUUACAAUACAAGCCAACAGUUGUUGCUUGUGCUUGCAUCCACUUGGCAUGCAAAUGGUGCAGCUAUGAGAUUCCUCCAUCAAAUGACAAUAAACACUGGUGGGAGUACAUGCAUGCUGAUGUCACUAGAGAAUUACUUGAUGAUAUAGCACAAGAAUUUAUCAAUAUAAUUGAAAAAUGUCCAAGUAAAUUAAAGAGAAAAAUCAACUCUAUCACUAUAGGAUCAAAUACAAUUCCAAGACCUCUAAGAACCAAUGAUGGGCCAGGAUUAUCAAAAUCACAUGAUAGCUAUGAUAGUAAUAAUGAUAGUAUAGUAAAUGACAUUAGUAAAAAAAUUAAGGAUAUUAGCAAGAAUGACAAACACACAAGAGAGAUCAAAAAAGAUAAACAAGAAGAGAACAAUCACAUGGAGGUUAAUAGUACCAUUACAUCAGAAGGAGCUAGUGUAGCUACGUCAACCACUGUUGUCACUCUUCCAGUACUACCUCCUUUAACCACUAAAUAUGCUGCUGCUACUACAACAGCUAGUCAGACAAAAUCUGAAGURUCAACUACCAGUACUCAAAGGAGUUCUACCAAUACAACAGUGUCUUCAGGCUCCAAACAUAAACACCGUUCUCAUGAAGAAGGAACUCCUUCAAAGAAACAUAAGUCUUCACAUCAUUCAUCUAGAUCACAUUCAGCCCAUAAAAGGACAUCAUCUUCACAUUCAUCAGAUUCUUCAUCACCAGGAGUAAAGCAUCAUGGUAAACCCAGCCAUAGYUCAUCACAUAAAAGUUCCAGUCAUUCAAAACAACACCACUCAAUAAGUCAUAAGGUCCAUCAAAACCAACACCAUGCUAAAUUAAUUCCUCCGUCACCUACUCUUGGACUAUUAGACAAGUCAAGACUUAGUUCUAAACCACCAGUACCCCCUGCAGAGAAGGAUGUUCUACCACCACCACCCCCACCUCCUCCACCCCCACCAUCUGAUGUACAACCUUUGUAUGUAGGGGGGUAUGCCGGGUUCAAUGUAGGUGGGAGGCAAAAGUCAUUACCCCCACCCCCACCUCCAGAACCAGAACCAAAAUCUCCGCCACCUCCACCCCCUCCGCCCUUUUGAUGUAUGAAUUAUAAAAUUAUGCACAAAGAAAACUAAUAAUACUGUUGCURUCAAUCAUAUGAAGUCCACAUCUCUAUUCAUGUUGAAAUAAUAGACUUUACUGGUAUUGUUGAUUUCUUGAAAGUUGUAAUGCUGCUAUUUAUCAUAUUGUUACUGAGAUUCCUGGAAUGGAAUGAAUUUUUAUGACAAGAAUAUUAAUAAUGUUGGAACUACUUUUAAGUAGACAGACUGGAAUAAAUGUAUUUUUUUAUAAUUAUGUUAUCAUUGUGAACAUUAGUCUUGAUGAUUUUUA